Messenger RNA from Antrostomus carolinensis (chuck-will's-widow), 1306 nucleotides. It is a transcript of the gene MAP3K7CL, whose product is annotated as MAP3K7 C-terminal like. Gene Ontology annotation, cellular component: nucleus; cytosol. The transcript has 2 exons. The record is from RefSeq and is a predicted model, not a curated record. The coding region runs from base 31 to 294 and encodes 87 amino acids. Lineage: Eukaryota; Metazoa; Chordata; Aves; Caprimulgiformes; Caprimulgidae.
CUGCCUCCUUGUCAUGACUCUAAGGAAUCUAUGCAGGUGUACAAACAGCACUGCAAAAUAGCAGAAGAGUACCAUGAGGUCAAGAAAGAAAUUGCUCUGCUGGAAGAAAGAAAAAAGGAGCUGAUUGCCAGGCUGGAACAAGUGGAAAAAGAAAGCAUGGAUGCUGCUCAGCUGGCUAAGGAGUACGCAGAACUGACAGAGGAGAACCGAACGCUGAAGCUGGCCCAGACGCAGUGUGUAGAGCAACUGGAAAAGCUCAGAAUACAGUACCAAAAAAGACAGGGAUCCUCAUAACUCUCAACUAGCUUAUGUGAGGCGGUUAAUACGGGAUUGGUCCUGUGCUGGAAAGAGAUUUUAAAAUAAAGGUCUGUUUAAUAUGUUAUAAUACUUUACUACAGAUACAGAGUAUGUAGAAGUCUAUAUUUGAUUUAAUGCUUGCCAGCCAGUAGCUUAAUAUAAUGGAUAUUUCAUCCAUUAUAUAAUGGAUAUUUUAUUUCAAGUAACAUAAUUGAAGUUAACCUAUCCCCAUUAUAUGUUCUAGUAGAUCAGGUUUCUUUUCUAAACAUAUUUCUUCCAAUUUAAGAAGAUAUGGACACACUAGAAAAUUAUAUAAAUAGUCUCUGUGUUGGGAAUUUGGACCAUACUAAGGCAUACAGCAGGGACAAUGUUAAUAUAUGGAAUACAUGUAUGUUAAUUUUAGUUUGGUGAAGAUUUUUUAAAUUAUUUUCCUCAUGCCUAAAAUAUUUGGAAGUUAUCUUAAAAUGGAUCUCCUCACGGGUAAAAACUAUACUUUAUUAUCCCAUGACAACUUUACAUUGUUGUAUAAAAUCUGAGAAAUUGCACAUUAAAAACUGAAGUAACAUAAUUAUUUUUUAUCAAACUAAUGUACUGCCAGUAAUAAUUUGCAAAUUAUGAAAUUAAAAGGAAACAGAUGAGAUCAAACUUUCCUUCCUCAAGCGUAAAGAUAGCUUGAGAGUCAUUUUAUUGUACUUUUUGGCAUGCAAGAAAUGAAAAAUUAAUAUAGGAGUACUAAUUAAUAUAGGAGUACUACUAUCAUUGUUUCAGCUGAGAAUAUGUCAGUAAAAGUACUGUGAGAAUAUCUUGUUCUUAUUUUCCAGCCUGUUUUGAAACAAAGUGGCUGUAAGUAGGGACAGGAGUUCCAUGAUAUACACAUAACCUGGAAGUAAAAUGUUAGUUUUACUUGCUCUAUUUAUCCCUGUAUUUUCCUAGAUCAAUGGAAAAUUCUUUGUUAUACUUCCAUUUCUAUUCAUACAGUAUUUUUUUCAUUAAAAGCAGAUAUAGAAAA